AUGCCGGCCGAAAUUCAUGGAUUCAAGUCGAGCGACAUCCACGCCAGGAUACAGCUUCUCAUCGAUGGGCUCGUCAACAUCAAAGACAAGACGGGGGAGUUCUUGAUGACCCUUGCAGACGGUCGCGUCAUUGACACCAAAGGCUGGAAUGAUUGGGAAUGGACCCAUGGCAUUGGGCUCAAUGGCAUAUGGGCCUACUACUCGUUGACUGGAGACGACAAGUAUCUCGAUAUCAUCGAGGACUGGUUCGCAAACCGAUUUGCGGCGGGUGGCACAACGAAGAACAUCAACACCAUGGCCGUGUUCCUGACCUUGGCCUAUGUAUAUGAGAAGACCGGGAACCAGACAUACCUCCCCUGGCUGGACAGCUGGGCGGAAUGGUCAUAUCAUGACCUGGAGAGGACCAAGUACGGCGGUAUGCAGCACAUCACGUACCUUGAGGUCAACGACCAGCAGCUGUGGGACGACACUCUUAUGAUGACCGUCAUGCCCCUGGCGAAGAUCGGCAAACUGCUGAAUCGGCCACACUACGUCGACGAGGCGAAACGGCAGUUUCUGCUCCACAUCAAGUACCUAUUCGAUACGAAGACAGGGCUCUUCUUCCACGGAUGGACGUUUCAUGAGGGUGGUCACAACUUCGCAGACGCCCGGUGGGCAAGAGGCAAUGCAUGGUUGACGAUUGUGAUCCCUGAGUUCCUGGAACUCUUGGACCUACCCGCGAACGACCCCAUCCGAACACAUCUCCUCGACACAUUAAACGCGCAAUGCGAGGCACUCAAACCUCUACAGACGCCAUCUGGCCUCUGGCGAACCCUUCUAGAUCAGCCGGAGGAUGAAGGUUCAUAUGUCGAGUCGAGCGCUACGGCAGGGUUCGCCUUUGGGAUCUUGAAAGCUCAGAGGAAGAAGUACAUAGGGAAGGAAUAUCAAGCGGUGGCAUUCCAGGCCGUUCAAGCCGUAUUGGACAAUAUUAACGCCGAGGGGGAGCUUCUGAACACCUCGUUUGGGACAGGAAUGGGGCAUGACUUGCAGCACUACAAGGACAUUCCCAUUACCAGCAUGCCCUAUGGUCAGGCAAUGGCCAUAAUGGUCCUGGUCGAGUUCCUGAGGGUGUUCAUCUGA
Molecule: messenger RNA, 1119 nt
Organism: Anthostomella pinea
Lineage: Eukaryota; Fungi; Ascomycota; Sordariomycetes; Xylariales; Xylariaceae
Source: the annotation of a GenBank genome assembly